AUGAGCCCGGAGGAGACAGAAAGGUCUCACGACGAGCAAUCCCCCCUUCUCCCAUCCGCCGCUGGCCCGUCACCCAAGCCAGCGCCCGCCGACUCCUCACCAACUCCGUCACAACUCAGGACCAUGGCCAUCCUCUCGACCCUUGCCGCCAUCUACGGCGGCACCGCCGUGGCACUUGGUGCUUUCGGCGCCCACGGACUCAAGAAGCGCAUCGCAGACCCCCAGCGCAUCCAAAACUGGGGCACUGCCGCUCAGUACCAACUCGUCCACUCCGUCGCCACGCUAGUCGUUGCGUCGCUGGCACCUCAGGCGCGGGCUCACAAAUGGGCGGGCGGACUGUUCAUCGCGGGCAUGACCAUGUUCAGCGGGAGCAUCUACCUCCUGACCAUUGACCCCCAGAGAUUCAAGGCCAUGGGCCCUGUGACGCCCCUUGGUGGACUGUGCUUCAUUGCCGGCUGGACGGCGCUGGCUAUCGGCAGCAGAGGCCGGGUGGGACUGGGCACGCUGAGUGGUCGUUAA
Molecule: messenger RNA, 519 nt
Organism: Neoarthrinium moseri
Lineage: Eukaryota; Fungi; Ascomycota; Sordariomycetes; Amphisphaeriales; Apiosporaceae
Exons: 2
Coding region: 1-519 (172 amino acids)
Source: RefSeq, a predicted model, not a curated record